Amphibalanus amphitrite is the source of this 7545-nucleotide messenger RNA. RefSeq names its product muscle calcium channel subunit alpha-1-like. The transcript is spliced from 37 exons. Bases 982 to 6585 code for a protein of 1867 amino acids. NCBI's taxonomy places the organism in Eukaryota, Metazoa, Arthropoda, Thecostraca, Balanomorpha, Balanidae. Gene Ontology annotation, cellular component: membrane; voltage-gated calcium channel complex. Gene Ontology annotation, biological process: calcium ion import across plasma membrane. The record is from RefSeq and is a predicted model, not a curated record. Gene Ontology annotation, molecular function: high voltage-gated calcium channel activity.
CGACUAGCGACCGUUCCUCCGAGCGUGCGACUCGUCCCUCGAGCGGGCUUCUUUCCGCAGUGCGUGGUGGACUCCUGUUGCGCUUCGUCUGGCCAGUCACCUCUUGUCAGACUAUCACGGUCACUCGUUCGCGCUCUGACGUCUUCCGUUGUCACGAACGGACUCGGGUGAUGAGGCAGAUCGCGCCUCUUUGAGUGCUGCGUUUUUGCCGUGGCCUCUGAAAUCACGCUAGGGUGGCACUGAGCUGGACCACGGUCGCAGGAGGAGGCGACUGCCGAGUGAGAACUGAAACAGCCUGAGACAGUGUGGGUGACGGAGGCCAGAGACGUGCAGUGUCGCAGCUGUGCGGCGGACGGCACAGUUGUGUGGCGAGCGUGUGUGGGUGUGGCGAGUGACGGUGGUACAUUUGUGUGGUUGGUGGUGAACAGUCAGUUGUACGGCCAGCUCUCCGAACUGCGGAAGUGUUCGGUUGGACGUGCUGAUUCUGAGCGAUGGGACUUUCGGGUGAACUUUGAUUAGGUGAUAGUGGUAAACCAGCAGUAGUGAAAAUAAGAUAUUCUUGGACUUAGUGCAUAAUUUACCGACCUGAUCAAGGGCAAAGAGCAGCCUGGUGGCGCCAGGCUUUCAAAGACUGCACUUGCUGCGUGCUUGGUCGGUGAUAACUCUCGAAUCACAGGACAUUGUGCUUCGUAUGAGCCACUAAUCGCAGGACAAAGCCCUCUACCACCGUUCACACACCGGUCGAGUCGUGCGGUGUUUGAACCGGUUCGUAACAGCACUAACCCUGCGGGUGAACCACCCCCUGCGCCUGCCAACCCGUGACAGUCAGCCGGGUUUGCGGAUUUUGCGUGCGGAGUGCGAGUGGCGACUCAGGUGCGUUCGUUGCGUGCAAGGGACAGUGCUUUCGCCGCCUUGGCAAAGCGGUCACGGGGUUGUGUUGACCGCGAGUCACUCCUCGGAGGGUGACAUCCAGCGAACAAGAUGCGGAACAUAGGUCAUGUGGUUCACCACGCGCCUCGCCACCGCCAAGCCGGUCCGGGCGGCCAUGGGACAGGCGCUGCGACGCCCUCCGGCGGCGGCGGCGCCGGCGGCACAGCCGACAAGCCGCUGAGCUCCGCCUGGGCGUCGGCACUCGGCGCCGCCACCACCAUGCAGAACGGCGAGAAGCCGGGGGAGCCAGCGCGCCGCGCGCCGCGCCGGCCCAUCAAGGUGCAGCCGGACCGGCCACCGCGCGCCCUCUUCUGUCUCGGACUGAAGAACCCACUCCGGCAGGCGUGCAUACGCAUCGUCGAGUGGAAGCCGUUCGAGACGUUGAUUCUGCUGACAAUUUUCGCCAACUGCGCGGCACUGGCCGUGUACACACCGUACCCGAAUGGCGACUCCAACAACACCAACUCAAUCUUGGAACGGAUUGAGUACAUUUUUCUGGUGAUCUUCACAGCCGAGUGUGUUAUGCGAAUCAUCGCGUACGGCUUUGCGUUCCACCCGGGCGCCUACUUGCGCAACGUAUGGAACAUCUUAGAUUUUAGCAUUGUUGUUAUAGGUAUUGUAAGUACGGCGCUGUCUUCACUUAUAGAGGAAGGCUUCGACGUCAAGGCCCUGAGGGCAUUUCGAGUGUUACGACCCCUGCGGCUUGUCUCCGGUGUACCAAGUCUACAGGUGGUCCUGAACUCUAUUCUUCGCGCCAUGGUGCCUUUGCUUCACAUUGCGCUACUUGUGAUAUUCGUCAUCAUCAUCUAUGCCAUCAUCGGGUUGGAGCUGUUCAAGGGGAAGCUGCACAGCACCUGUUACCAUAACCAGACGGGUGAAAUGAUAGGCGAGCCGUCACCAUGUGCCAAUCCGUCGUCGAGUGGGUUCCACUGCCCCGACCAAUACGAGUGCAAGGAGGAGUGGGAGGGGCCCAACUUCGGCAUCACCAACUUCGACAACUUCGGCCUGGCCAUGCUGACCGUGUUUCAGUGCAUCACCAUGGAGGGCUGGACGGACGUUAUGUACUACAUUCAGGAUGCAUCAGGCCAGUCGUGGCCCUGGAUAUAUUUCAUAUCGAUGAUGAUCGUCGGCGCUUUCUUUGUUAUGAAUCUUAUUCUCGGUGUGCUAAGCGGAGAGUUCUCCAAGGAAAGAGAGAAGGCGAAAGCUCGCGGUGACUUCCAGAAACUGCGAGAAAAACAGCAACUGGAAGAGGAUCUGCGCGGUUACCUGGACUGGAUCACGCAGGCGGAGUACCUGGAACCGGAGGAAGACGAGCCGGGUGACGAGACCAAACUCCAUGAACACGUGGAAGAAGAUGACGCCCAGGCAGAGGACGGCGCUGAAGUGGUCGACAGCAGACACCUCUCGUGCUGGGCGAAAAAGCGGAAAGGAUUCGAAAAAUGGAACCGGCGAAUGAAGCGCUCGUUCCGCGUGGCCGUCAAGUCGCAGUCGUUCUACUGGCUCAUCAUCGUCCUGGUGUUUCUGAACACGGGAGUGUUGGCCACGGAACACUACGACCAGCCGCCCUGGCUCGACCAGUUUCAGGAAAUUGGCAACCUGUUUUUUAUCGUGCUUUUUACAAUUGAGAUGCUGGUCAAGAUGUACGCCCUCGGUUUCCAGAGUUAUUUCGUGUCGCUGUUCAACCGUUUCGACUGUUUUGUGGUGAUCAGCAGUAUAAUGGAAGUACUGCUGACCAAGACGGGCGUUAUGCCGCCCCUCGGUGUCUCCGUGCUCCGCUGUGUCCGGCUGCUCCGGGUGUUUAAGGUCACCAGGUACUGGCGCUCCCUCUCCAACCUAGUGGCAUCCCUCCUGAACUCUAUCCAGUCCAUCGCCUCGCUCCUGCUGCUCCUGUUCCUUUUCAUCGUCAUCUUCGCUCUGCUCGGUAUGCAGGUAUUCGGCGGCAAGUUUAACUUUGACGACUCGGAUGACAAGCCGCGCAGCAACUUCGAUUCGUUUGUGCAGAGCCUGUUGACAGUGUUCCAGAUCCUCACCGGUGAGGACUGGAACGUCGUCAUGUACCACGGUAUCGAGGCGUACGGCGGAGUGGGAGGCGUCGGCGCACUGGCCUGCUCCUACUUCAUCAUACUGUUCAUCUGCGGCAACUAUAUUCUGCUGAACGUAUUCUUGGCUAUCGCCGUGGACAACUUGGCAGACGCCGAGUCACUGACAGCCAUCGAGAAAGAGGAGGAAGAGGAGAAAGCUCGCUCUCGCUCGCGGAGCGGAUCCCCUCGUAAGGACGGAGACCGGAUAGAAGAAGGCGGAGAUCAGGAUCGGUCGCCGUAUGGCUCUCAGAAGCUGGCAGAGCUCAACCACGUCGGGCCCGACCGGGCGGGAAGUCAGACCAGCGUCGACAUGGGCGACGAUGACAUGGGCGACGAAGAGUACGAUAACUACGACGAGGACGGGCGUCGCCGACGCGACUCAGGCAGCGACGGCGACUCGGGGAGCGGCGUCGAUGUCGACGAGCUUCCGCCGACGAUGCGGCCGCGCCGGCUGUCGCAGCUCUCCAUCAAGAACAAGAUCAAGCCGAUGCCGCAGUACAGUAGUUUCUUUGUGUUCUCGCCCACCAACAGGUUCCGCAUCUUCUGCCACUGGUUCUGCAACCACAGCUUCUUCGGCAACGUCAUCUUGGUGUGUAUCCUGGUGUCGUCGGCAAUGCUGGCUGCCGAGGACCCUUUGGACCCGCACACUGCCAGGAACAAGAUUCUCAACCACUUUGACUACUUCUUCACGGCUGUGUUCACCGUGGAGAUCUGCUUCAAGGUGAUCGCCUACGGGUUCAUACUGCACCCCGGCUCGUUCUGCCGGUCGGCCUUCAAUCUGCUCGAUAUUCUCGUCGUGGCAGUGUCGCUCAUAUCGUUUAUAUUCAGCUCUGGAGCCAUCUCUGUGGUCAAGAUCCUGCGUGUGGCGCGCGUGCUGCGACCGCUACGAGCCAUCAACAGAGCCAAGGGACUCAAGCACGUGGUGCAAUGCGUCAUCGUGGCCAUCAAGACCAUCUGGAAUAUCAUGCUGGUCACGUGUCUGCUCGAGUUCAUGUUUGCCGUUAUCGGUGUACAGCUGUUCAAGGGAAAGUUCUUCUUCUGCAACGACAGAUCCAAACUCACCGAGCUAGAGUGCAGGGGUCAGUAUAUCGAGUUUGCCGAGGGUGAUGUCAGUCGUCCCAACACCGUGGAGCGCGAAUGGACCAAGAACGAUUUUCACUUUGACGACGUCGGCAAGGCCAUGCUGACCCUCUUCACCGUGUCCACCUUCGAGGGCUGGCCAAAUCUGCUCUACACAUCGAUCGACUCUCAUACGGAGGACGAGGGUCCGAUCUACAACUACCGACCGAUGGUGGCCAUCUACUACUUCAUCUAUAUCAUCAUCAUUGCCUUCUUCAUGGUCAACAUCUUCGUCGGUUUCGUUAUCGUCACAUUCCAGAGCGAGGGAGAGCAGGAGUAUAAGAACAUCGAUUUGGACAAAAACCAGCGCAACUGUAUAGAGUUCGCGCUGAAGGCUCGCCCGGUGCGUCGCUACAUCCCCAAGCACCGUCUCCAGUACCGCGUGUGGUGGUUCGUCACCUCACAGCCCUUCGAGUACUUCAUAUUCGUACUCAUCCUCUGCAACACCAUCACUCUGGCCAUGGGCUUCUACAAGCAGCCGGACGCCUAUACUGAGGCGCUGGACGUGCUGAAUCUCAUCUUCUCGUCAGCGUUCGCCGUCGAGUGUGUGCUCAAGCUGAUUGCGUUCAGGUUUAAGAACUACUUCAGCGAUCCGUGGAACGUGUUUGAUUUUAUCAUUGUGCUGGGAUCGUUUAUCGACAUUUCGCUCGGCAAACUCAACUCUGACGGGCCGGCCAACAAGAUGAUCAGCAUCAACUUCUUCCGUCUUUUCCGUGUAAUGCGUCUGGUGAAGCUGCUCUCGCGCGGCGAGGGCAUCCGCACGCUGCUCUGGACCUUCAUCAAGUCGUUCCAGGCGUUGCCGUACGUCGCGCUGCUCAUCGUCAUGCUGUUCUUCAUCUACGCGGUGGUCGGGAUGCAGGUGUUUGGAAAGAUUGCGAUUGACGAGGAGACGUCGAUACACCGGAACAACAACUUCCAGACGUUUCCGCAGGCGGUGUUGGUGCUGUUUCGGUCGGCCACAGGCGAGGCAUGGCAGGACAUUAUGCUCGCCUGCGUGUCCGGCAAGUGUGAUGCGGCUUCGGACGAAGAGCCGGAGGAUACAUGUGGCACCGUCUUCGCGAUACCUUACUUCGUCAGUUUCUACAUCUUGUGUUCCUUCUUGGUCAUCAACCUGUUCGUGGCCGUCAUCAUGGACAACUUUGACUACCUGACGCGCGACUGGUCCAUCCUGGGCCCUCACCACCUGGACGAGUUUGUGCGGCUCUGGUCCGAGUACGAUCCCGACGCCAAGGGACGAAUAAAACAUGUCGACGUCGUCACCCUGCUGCGGAAAAUCUCUCCGCCGCUCGGCUUCGGCAAACUGUGUCCGCACCGCGUGGCGUGCAAAAGACUCGUGUCGAUGAACAUGCCCCUGAACGCGGACGGUACGGUGAUGUUUAACGCUACACUGUUUGCCGUGGUGAGGACAUCACUUAGGAUAAAAACUGACGGCAACAUUGACGAAAUGAACGCCGAGCUGCGCACUAUCAUCAAGAAAGUGUGGAAGCGGACGUCGCCAAAGCUGCUGGAUCAAGUCGUCCCGCCGCCGGGCGGUGAGGGUGUCGAGGACGACGUGACGGUCGGCAAGUUCUACGCCACCUUCCUCAUCCAGGACUACUUCCGCAAGUUCAAGAAGAAGAAGAAGGACGAACACUCGCGCACUCAGGGUGAAAACGAUACGACAACCGUCACUCUACAGGCCGGUCUGCGAACUCUUCACGAGGCCGGUCCGGAGCUGAAGAGGGCCAUCUCGGGUAACCUCGACCAGAUGCUGGCCGAGGACACGCCCAUGCAUAGGCGAAAUCACAUGCUGUUCGGACGAGUGUGGUCAAGUUUCCGCAGCAAGAACCGAGCGGCCCGCGCGGCCCGUCACGCCGCGGCGCCGGCCACCACCAACAACGGGCAUCAUUUGCCGGUGAACGGCGGCGCGGUGGGUCGCAGCAGUUCGGGAGACGGAGAGGCCAUACCGCUCCAGACACUCCAACCGGCGACUAGGUCGGGCCGCAGCAGCAGCUCCCACUGCAUUCCACUGCUCGGAGAGGGACUAAGAGAGCUGGCGCGCACACAGGCGCUCGUGCUGACCAGUCUCUCGCCGACACCGCCUCCGGCCACGCCCGGCCUAGUGCCGAGCAGCCACUGGAGGCCAGGCGCUGACAUGCCCGGUGUCGGCGGCGGCGGCGGGGGUGUCGGUAGCGGCGGCGUGGCGCUGUCUCGCUCAGUUCCCAGCAGUCCACACCAGCAGCACGUCAGGAUCGACCGGCCACUCUCCGAGGUGGUCGGGUCGGCUGAUAACCUCGUAGGAAGGGUGCUGACUGACCAGGGCCUGGGCGCGUUCUGCGCAGACCCGCAGUUUGUGCGCACGGCCAGCCGAGAGCUGCAGGAGGCCAUCAACAUGACGCCAGAGCAGAUGGACCGCGCCGCGCACAUGCUGCUGUCGCGAUCGCCGCCGCCGCCGCCGCCGCCGCCGGCGCGGUAGCGCGCCGCCGCGCCACCGGGGCCUCAAGUGCCUGGCAGGGACACUGCCCGCCCUCCCCUCCCCAUUUUGUGAUACGGCCCAGUCUAGUCCCUCUCAGCUCAGGAGGCCGACGGAGGCCGGUCGGCUGCCGUCAUUUUGUACCGCCGGGCCGCCGCACAGAGACCGGGCCCCUCGCGCGCCGCCCGACCUCCGCGCCCGCACAGAACGAGAGAGUGAGAGAGAGUGAGAGUUUAGAGAGAGUUGUGAACGAGAGCGAGAGAGAUCUUGGACCAUUAUAUGUCUUUCCCAUCAACCGUCGGCGCAGUUUGACGUUUCUCUGACGAGGUCCGUGGACUUGACCGCGGCCGGUGCCUGAAGAUUAUAUUAUAUAUACCAGCACAAACCAUUCGUCCAUUUUUCACCUUGUCGUUGGUGACGUCACUGGCGUUCUCGUCGUUGAUUGGCUGCGCUUUUGAUGGGCGGCCGGCUACCUUGGGGCCGGUCCGCGCGCGGCCUCUCGCCCCCAGAUACCUUUGAACGAUGCCAUUGUUUCUGCUGGUUCGGAAACCGGCUGAUGUGCGCAUGCGCGCGCCCGCUGCGCUCAUUGGUCGCUAGGCAUGCCCCGUUUUGCAGCAUUUUGUGAUGGGCAACUGUGCCGCCUCGUUGGCGACGUUGGGCGGCGCUGCGCGCCGUCGACAAUGUGGGUUUUCGUACUUGGCCUCACGUGUGUGCGUGUGUCGUGUUUGGGAAAGGCGCGUGCGAGAGCGAUGGAGUUUGGGUCCGCUCCCGGACCCGCUCCGUAAGUGCAAUCGGUAGGGUGCCGGCCGGCCGGGCGGCCGCCGCCUGCCGCCGCCAGCCGUCCGCCCCACCACUCAGGGGCGAACGGCGCAAUCAAAACGGCCGGCCGCGCACAGUGCCGCGCGCGCGCGCGUGUUCGAUCUUACUCCGGUGACAUAAUACAUAUUGUCCUCCCAGGUAGAA